Messenger RNA from Benincasa hispida (wax gourd), 2078 nucleotides. RefSeq names its product E2F transcription factor 1 (gene E2F1). Lineage: Eukaryota; Viridiplantae; Streptophyta; Magnoliopsida; Cucurbitales; Cucurbitaceae. Gene Ontology annotation, biological process: regulation of transcription by RNA polymerase II. Gene Ontology annotation, cellular component: RNA polymerase II transcription regulator complex. The record is from RefSeq and is a predicted model, not a curated record. Gene Ontology annotation, molecular function: DNA-binding transcription factor activity, RNA polymerase II-specific; protein dimerization activity; RNA polymerase II cis-regulatory region sequence-specific DNA binding.
UUGUUUUUUCUAAUAAGCGCUUCCCUCCACAUCUAUAUCCGAACCAAGUUCCCUCCCUUUCAACCUUCCCUCGUUUUCUGCUCUCGUUUUCUCUCUGAAUCUCUCCCGUUUUUCUCCAUUUUUUCUGAGAAUCCAAACGCUCAGAUCUCUCCAAGCUCCUCCUUCUUCUUCCACAAAUUCCGUUCCUGUUCUUAUUUCCAUCAAUUUUCCCCAAUUGCACCUAAAACCCCAAACUCACUCCAUUUUCCCUCUCUUUCUCUGACCUUCUAACCCAAAUCCGCAAUACACCAGGACCUCACUCGAUCUUUGCUUCCCCUUCUCUUCAACCCUGCUCUAUGUCGGGUUCUCGAGCUCCUAACUCCUCUGGCCAACUGUCUGAGCAGAUCAUGCACUCUCUUAAGCGCCAACUCCCUUUCUCUUCCAUGAAACCACCAUUUGCAUCUCCUGGGGACUAUCACCGCUUCGCCCCCGACCCUCGACUUCCCGAUCAAGAACCUGAUGCCAUCGUAGUCAAAUCUUCACAGUUGAAGCGGAAGAGUGAGGUAGCAGAUUAUGAAGCUGAGUCGACUGAUAGAGCAGCUGGCCCUAGAUUUACUGAGGUAGUUAACAGUCCCCAUCAAACACCUGUAUCUGUCAAAGGAGGAAAGGGAAGCAAAUCAAGGUUUACCAAAUGCAGUAGAUCAGGGCCACAGACUCCCAUGUCAAAUGUUGGUUCACCUUCUACAAACAAUCUUACUCCAGCUGGUCCAUGCCGUUAUGAUAGUUCUCUCGGUCUCUUGACAAAGAAGUUCAUUAAUCUGAUUAAACAAGCGGAAGAUGGUAUUCUUGAUCUAAAUAAAGCAGCUGACACGUUGGAGGUACAAAAAAGACGAAUAUAUGAUAUAACAAAUGUCCUCGAGGGAAUUGGUCUCAUAGAAAAGAAGCUUAAGAACAGAAUUCAGUGGAAGGGGCUUGAUGUCUCAAGGUCAGGGGAUGUUGAUGACAAUUAUGCUGGUCUACAGUUACAUGUGCAGGCAGAAGUAGAGAACCUUACCAUGGAGGAGCGUGGAAUAGACGAACAAAUAAGAGAGAUGCAGGAAAGAUUAAGGGACCUCAGUGAAGAUGAGAACAACCAAAGGUGGCUUUUUGUAACCGAGGAAGACAUCAAGGGUUUGCCCUGUUUCCAGAAUGAAACUCUCAUAGCUAUUAAAGCUCCCCAUGGAACCACUUUAGAAGUUCCAGAUCCCGAUGAGGCUGUUGACUACCCCCAAAGGAGGUACAGGAUAGUCCUCAGAAGCACCAUGGGACCCAUAGAUGUUUACCUUGUUAGUCAGUUUGAAGCUAAGUUUGAGGAGAUAAAUGCUGUGGAAGUGCCCCCAAGUUUGCCGUCAAGUUCAGGAUUGAAUGAAGCACCUGCAACAACGAUCGUAACAGAGGAUACCAGGGGAAAGGAAAUUGAAACGCGGGAGCAAGAUGUACACAGAAUGUGCUCCGAUCUAAAUGCUUCACAGGACUUCGUGGGUGGAAUUAUGAAAAUUGUUCCCUCGGUUGUAGAUAGUGAUGCUGAUUACUGGCUCUUGUCUGAUGCUGAUGUUAGUAUCACUGACAUGUGGAGAACUGAACCUAGCGUUGAGUGGAAUGAAUUGGGUACAUUUCAUGAAGAUUACAGUAUCGGCAAUGUCAGCUCACCCCAAACCCAGACUCCACUUCCCAAUGAUGCACCUGAUUUGCCUUCUGCUAAUCCUUCUAGCAGCUGAAACUGUACGGGGUAUCUGUUGAGAUGUAACUGAUAAUCAAUGCUACGGUUGUGCAAGAACUUGUAUAAUGUAUGAUCCUCGUGAUCCUUACUUAGGUCCCCUGGGGACUGGAACCGAUGAUCUCAGAUUGGAACCAGCCUCCAUGAUAAUUCCUAGAGAAGGUCCUCUAACCAAAAAGCUGGAGAGGAAACUGCUGAUGGGAAGGGCUACCGUGUACAGUUUAGUACAAAAAUGUGUAGUAAAUAAAAUAGCCAUUUCUGCAUUGUAAUAUUCUUUGUUCCAUGAUAAGAAUAGCAUGUGCACGACAUUCAUUUAAGACAAGUUUAGUUUCAGUUCAAUUUA